CUAUUGACUCGCAGUGAGCUCUUUUCUUCCCGAAAGUACGCAAAAAUGCAGAGGUUGAAAGACUCAGAACUUUCCAAAAGUCCUUCUGAGGUUUUUGAGAUAAUUUGCAAACUCGGGAAAGGAUCCUACGGUAGUGUUUUCAAGGCUCGUUACAAGGCUACUGGUGGGAUCGUGGCGGUUAAAAAAGUUCCUGUAGAUAGUGAUUUGACAGAUAUUGUUAAAGAAAUAUCCAUCAUGCAACAGUGUGACAGUCCUUUCAUUGUGAAAUGCUACGGAAGCAUGUUCGACAGCCAGGACUUAUGGAUUUGCAUGGAAUAUUGUGGUGCCGGUUCCAUUGCUGACAUCAUGCGACUACGUGGGAAAACCCUCGGUGAGGAUGAAAUCGCCACUGUUUUGCACUAUAGUCUUCGUGGACUGGAUUAUUUGCAUCAGAUGCGUAAAAUUCACCGAGACAUUAAAGCUGGUAACAUACUGUUGUUGAACUCCGGGACGGCAAAGCUAGCUGAUUUUGGUGUGGCUGGACAGCUUUCAGAUACAUUGGCGAAACGGAACACGGUUAUUGGGACUCCUUACUGGAUGGCACCGGAGGUGAUUCAGGAAAUUGGCUACAACUAUUCCGCAGAUAUCUGGUCUUUGGGCAUUACUGCGAUCGAGAUGGCUGAUGGAAAACCCCCGUUGGCGGACAUUCAUCCCAUGCGUGCCCUUUUCAUGAUACCCAGUCAACCGCCACCUGCACUGCGCAAACCAAGCACAUGGUCGGCCGAAUUUCGUGCGUUUUCACGUCCUACAGCUGCCGCUUUGCUUCAAACCGAAUUCAUUCGCAAUUCCAAACCGUGCUCUAUUCUGCUAGCUCGACCUGCAUCGGCAGACGAUGUUGAAGAAGGUAGCGGGACAAUGGUUCGCCAAAAUCGGAGGGUGAAUUCCACAGACGAUGGAAGACACGAGUAA
Messenger RNA from Echinostoma caproni, 948 nucleotides. The record is from the annotation of a GenBank genome assembly. Lineage: Eukaryota; Metazoa; Platyhelminthes; Trematoda; Plagiorchiida; Echinostomatidae.